ACUUUUGACAGGAAAUAGUGUUUAUUAUAAUGUUUUUACAAACUGUGUGUAUUAAUUGAAAGGAAAUUUAAAAGACAAACAAAAAUGUCUCUAAAUCCUGUGUACCAAAAACAACCAUUUAAUCGACCAUGGAUGACGGAUAAUUCUGCUGCUGCAGCCGCAGGGGGAAAAGGACUUAAGGGUAUCAUCGCAGGUGGUAUAACUGGUGGUAUCGAAAUAUGCAUAACCUACCCGACGGAAUUCGUAAAAACUCAACUCCAAUUGGACGAAAAAGGCGUCAACAAAAAAUUUAACGGCAUCCUGGAUUGCGCAGCAAAAACAGUGAAAAAUCAUGGCGUGCUGGGAUUAUACAGAGGGCUUAGUGUGUUGAUAUAUGGUUCAAUACCCAAAAGUGCCGUCAGAUUUGGCGCUUUUGAAUUUUUCAAAGGAAAAAUGCAAUUGGCUGACGGUUCCUUAAGUCCCAGUGGUAGACUACUCUGCGGUCUAGGGGCAGGUGUUUCCGAAGCUAUAUUCGCAGUAACGCCCAUGGAAACUGUUAAAGUUAAAUUCAUCAACGACCAAAGAUCUGCUAACCCAAGGUUCAAAGGGUUCUUACAUGGCGUAGGCAUCAUAGUUAAAGAACAAGGUAUUGGUGGGGUUUACAAAGGCCUAACUGCAACUAUUAUAAAACAAGGAUCCAAUCAAGCCAUUAGAUUUUUUGUGAUGGAAAGUUUAAAGGAAGCUUACAUGGAUGGUGAUAGGACUAAAAAAAUUCCCAAACCUUUAAUUGGUCUUUUUGGUGCUUUAGCCGGAGCCGCUUCAGUGUUCGGUAACACACCAGUAGAUGUCGUUAAAACUCGAAUGCAAGGUUUGGAGGCCCACAAAUACAAAAACACCUUCGAUUGUUUCCUUCAAAUUUGGAAAAACGAAGGACCCAUGGCCUUUUAUAAAGGCACGGUGCCUAGAUUGAGUCGAGUGUGUCUCGACGUUGCUAUUACUUUUAUGAUCUAUGACAGUUUCAUGGAUUUAUUCCAAAAAGUAUGGCCUUAAACGUUGAAAAGAACUGAUUUUGAAAAAUGUAUUUUCUUACAAUUUUUCAUUUAUGACUAAACGGUCCCAAGCACGCACCUUGGGGCACAACUAUUUUAGUCAAAUGUUAAAAAUAUUUUUUAUAAUGUAUAGGUAAUACUGCCAUUUUAUUAUGACAUUCCUUUUAAUAUUUUUUUAAUACUUACUACAUGACAGUCAAAAAUUUUAUUUAUGUUUUUAUUAUUAUUUUUGUUGUUACUUGUUAUAUUUACUUGUGGAGAUGUUUAAAAAUUGUUGUUUUUUGGCUUGUUGAAAUUCAUGUUAUUUAGGC
Molecule: messenger RNA, 1339 nt
Organism: Brassicogethes aeneus
Lineage: Eukaryota; Metazoa; Arthropoda; Insecta; Coleoptera; Nitidulidae
Source: the annotation of a GenBank genome assembly